Lontra canadensis (Northern American river otter) is the source of this 2344-nucleotide messenger RNA. It is a transcript of the gene ARL17A, whose product is annotated as ADP ribosylation factor like GTPase 17A. The record is from RefSeq and is a predicted model, not a curated record. NCBI's taxonomy places the organism in Eukaryota, Metazoa, Chordata, Mammalia, Carnivora, Mustelidae. The transcript is spliced from 5 exons. Gene Ontology annotation, cellular component: plasma membrane; cytoplasm. Gene Ontology annotation, biological process: vesicle-mediated transport; intracellular protein transport. Bases 126 to 671 code for a protein of 181 amino acids. Gene Ontology annotation, molecular function: GTP binding; GTPase activity.
UGAUUGGUUGGUUGAGGUUCCCGCCCCCGCGCCAGUCGCCAUUUUGAAGAGGGAGCCGAAAUCCGAAAGGCAGUGGUGUGGUUAAUCGUGCUCAGUGCGGUUGCAGGUAACGGAAUUCAGUCACAAUGGGGAAUGUUUUUGAAAAACUGUUUAAAAGUUUAUUUGGGAAAAAAGAGAUGCGGAUUCUUAUGGUGGGUUUGGAUGCAGCCGGAAAAACUACCAUCUUGUAUAAAUUGAAACUGGGAGAGAUUGUGACUACCAUCCCUACAAUAGGUUUCAAUGUGGAAACGGUAGAAUAUAAAAAUAUCAGCUUCACGGUCUGGGAUGUUGGUGGCCAGGACAAAAUCAGACCUUUGUGGCGACAUUAUUUCCAGAACACCCAAGGUCUGAUUUUUGUGGUCGACAGUAAUGACAGAGAGCGAGUCAAUGAGGCCCGAGAGGAACUAACCAGAAUGUUAGCAGAAGAUGAGCUCAGAGAUGCAGUCUUACUGGUGUUUGUAAAUAAACAGGAUCUUCCCAAUGCGAUGAAUGCAGCAGAAAUAACAGACAAGCUCGGCUUACAUUCCCUCCGCCAGAGAAACUGGUACAUUCAGGCCACUUGUGCCACCAGUGGAGAUGGGCUUUACGAAGGCCUGGACUGGCUCUCCAACCAGCUCAAAACGCAGAAGUGAUCGGAAGCGCUCCGUUCGCCGUGCAUCGUGGCAAACUCAGCUGGCCUCUUCUGUGUGCAUGUGUGCGUGUGAGGAGCCGAGGAUGGGUGUGUGGCUGGGAGUGGGAGCAGCUUUCUCACACUGUGCCUUAGCCAUGCUACAAGAAAACCAGGCUUACAUUUGAAGAAAAAUCAGUGUUUCAUUUUAAACGCUACCUUCCAUUUCAGGAGUUUCGAGGGUCAACUUAGCAGGUGAUGGAGGGGUCCGGAGGCUUUCCUGGCACACGACAGCCUGAGAGGCCCUCGUGGUGGGCAGGAGGAGGAGGGCUGGCAUGGGGCCCAGGUGGAGCUGUGCCGUCCUGGGUCCGGUGGCUCUGCCUGCCCAGAGUCAUGUUAGACUUCGGUGGCCUUUUGUAAACGAGAAAGGGCCUGUCAUUCUUCCCCAUCACUGCCAGAGCUCGCAGCUCACUUUUCAGUACUUUCGAAGCAAACGGUCCUCAAGAAAAAAGACACCUGCUUGCUACAGGGUUGAAAUUCAGCUCUGAAAUUUUCCCAUAAGUUAUGUUCUUCCUGGUUUAAUGUACUUUAUUGAAAGGAACUUGAGAUCUUCUUCAUUAGAGUAUCCAGAGUCCGUAACACUAGAACAUCAUCCAGUCCUUCCCUCAUGCUAGUUCCUUCCCCUUGUUGCCUCUUGUUUGCCAAAUGGAGACCAUUUGGGGUAAGUAACCCAGUGUGAGGCCGAGGCUCUUUACAGGGGCCACGCAGUCGAGCGAAGGGCCGGGUUGCGGAAGGGAGGUGAGGGUCGUGUUUGUGUCCUUGUAUCACCAUCUCAGGUUUCAGGCUCCUGAGACAGCUGCUCCCACUUCUCUGCUCUGUGCUGAAUGUUCUGUGCUCGAAGCAGGAGGGUCACUCCUGGGAUGGAAUCGUCACCAAGUUCAGUUGUCUCCGUUCGGCUUGCGGUGUUGCUUAGUUUCUGUUCCCAGAACCACACACCUGUGAGUUCUGAGAGUGAAAGAGGAUUGAGAGGUUCAUUUUGGAGACGAAAUUCCCAGCAACCCCUGUUACUGCCCCUGAGUUGGUGCUAAAUUUUGCUAUGAAAAAUGUCUAAUCCCAACCGCUGUCCGUGGUGCUGACUCCGUCUUCUGGAUGCAGUAAUGUCCUGUGUGGAGACGUGCUUUAUGUUGUCUUCAAAACAUUCAUAGAAACGGCCUGGUGAUGAGCUGGGUCUCAUGCGGUAGUGUAGAGCUCGUUUGCGCAGAUGGCUCUUGGCCAAAUGUGUACCUAUGCACUUCCCCUACUUCACCUUUGAAAAUUCCUUUUUUGAGAAAAAUGUUUAUUCAAAUUAACAGAUCUAGGAGGGGAAUGCAAGGUGAAUUUUAACAAAAGUAAACCCUGUUUGUUGAUAAUGAAGUUGAUAUUACUAGGAAGAAGUUUCAUACCAUGAUACAUGUGGGGUGUGAUGUUUUUCUUUGAAAUAUUGACUUGAAAGAAUGUUCCUUGCAAUACAGGCAUCCAAGUCCAGAUUUUGUUUUAACCCUGGAGUAAUUCCUGAGAAAUAGUAAGGUUGUACGCCUCAUGUUGGCAGGGACUGUGUCUUACAUUUUUGUAUUUAUGCUUAGUAUGGUGCUGGGCCUCAUUAAAUAAUUGUUGAUUGGCUGGACAAUAAAGAACUUUCUUUGGAAAGAGGAGAGGACA